Adineta ricciae is the source of this 1515-nucleotide messenger RNA. Lineage: Eukaryota; Metazoa; Rotifera; Eurotatoria; Adinetida; Adinetidae. The record is from the annotation of a GenBank genome assembly.
AUGUUGAUGCUAUUCUCGNAUACUAUUACGAUUAUAGUUGGUCUUCAAGGUGGUCUAACUAUUGCACUCAAAUGGAUUUGUCCAAAACUCGUUCGAAUUGUUUCAAAGAUCUAUCACAAUCGAAAAAAGCAAGCAAACUCUGUUCGACCGUCGUCUCACGUGAUGACUAACACAAUAACGAUAAGGCCUGAAACUACGACAAGUCUGUCGGUUCGAUCGUAUGCGAAAAUAAUCAGCGGCGUUGUAGUUUUAAGCUGUUCGAUAACAUGCAUCAUCGUUUUCUCAAUCUAUUACGCAGGACAAAAUUCAGCGACGACGAACUUACCAUCGACUGGCAGUUUCAGUCCAACAAUGAGUGCGACAAUAACGCCAUCUUCAAGUACAUCAGAACCACUAUGUUCGUUCCAAUUCAAACAAAUAUCUACAGCAACAAAAUGUUUAGUAAGCAGUUUAAUUCCUAGUAUCAUUGUCGAUCUCAAUGAUGAUGGUCGAACCGAUUUAAUAAUGUAUUGCGAUUCGAAAAAAACAGUAGAUGUGCUACUUGGGACAGGCAAUGGGACAUUUCAUGAAGUAAGCAAGUUUCCAUUAGGAAAUCACACAGCCAUACGUUUUAUUCGUACUGCCGAUACAAACAAUGAUGACCGACUCGAUUUAAUCGUUGCGUACGAUGUUUUCUUGCCUCCAGACUUUUUGCAUUCGAUACGUUAUAUUCUUAUUCUAUUUGGUUAUGGCAACGGUACAUUUCAAACAACAAACAUACAAUCAUUAACAUUGACUGGCUUUCUAGUAGAUAUUUCUGUAGUUGACGUCAAUGAAGAUCACAACGUAGAUAUUGUUUAUUUGUUUCUGCUGGAUGAUUAUGUUUAUGUACGUUGGGGAGACGGAAAUGGAACAUUUUCAUCACAGUUAAUGCUAUUUACGAGUUUUAAUAGUGAUCUAAGACAAUUAGCUAUUGCUGAUUAUAAUCAUGAUAAUCACAUAGAUAUAGCUGUAAUGAAUUCCAGAUCACUUCAUAUUCAUCUAUAUCUGUCAAACACUGAAGGUGGUUUUCAAACACAGAAACGCAUUUACACAGCAUUCGAUAUUAGCUCAUUUGUUAUGCUCAUCGGUGAUUUCGAUCAUAGAAAUCAGUCAAAUAUCAUUCUUGUUCAUCAAUGGAGGAACACAGGUUAUUUACUGUACCGUUAUGACAAUGGUACUUUUACUGUCGAUGACCAAAUUAUGUUCAAUGAACCGGUUGAAUUGUAUUCAGUUAUUGUCGGUGACCUGAACAAUGAUAAGCAUUUAGAUAUAAUUAUUGGUGGAGUUUACCCUUAUAGAGUGCAUGGAUUUUUUGGAAAUGGAAAUGGGUAUUAUCAAUCUCAAAUGAUUGAUUCGAGUAGCGUGGAUAUUUAUGAAAUCUGGCUUGGAAUCGAUGAUUUCAACAAUGAUUUUUGCCAAGAUCUGAUCAAGAUGAGUGUUGGUUCCAGCACCAUCGAUGUUUUACUAAAUACGUGUCAAUGUUCUACAACCUAA